AUGGAUUCUGUUGAAAGUCAAUAUCAGAAAAACAUUUUUAAAAGAAUUAACGAACUUCCAAAGAAAUAUAAAACACAAAUUUGUAUAGAUUGGACAAAUGGAUUAUCAUAUUUAAAAAAUUUGAUUUUAACACAAAAUUGCAGAAAUUACUCGAACGAAGUACCAAUUGAAUAUUUAGACUGUUUAAUACCUUUAAUUCAACAAGACAAAUUGAUAUUUUCUAUUAUGAAUAUGACUCAAAAUUCAGAGUUACAAAAAAUCGAGAAAGUUGUAGAAAAUUGUGCAGCAACAAAUAUCACCAUUAUAACUAAAGAGUCUCACUUAAGUCUUUUGGUUCUCCCAAAAUGCGUCAAAACACUUUCAUUGGUGUUUGGAAAUAUUUCAAAAUCAGUUGGAAUGCAACAAAAACAAACCAAUUUAGUGACUCUCCCCGAUGUUUUGAAUGUCGAGGAGUUCACAGCAACGGGAAUGUCCCUCCAAUUUUCAGAGCGUUUUAACACUAUUAAAAAGGUCAAUUUGUUUAACACUAAACUUAUCAAAAAGAAACGAGAAGUACACGAGAAAACGGAACAACCUGAAAUUAAUGAUACAAAACAAAUUUACGAAAAUGACCAACUGUUUCCAUUUAAAAAUGUCGAGGAACUACAUUUGAACCGUUUUGAUGAUUAUAUCUUUGAACAACUUAAACACUUAAAAAUGGUGUCUUUACACAACAUGAACAACGUUGAGUUGUUUAUUAAUAAAGAGUGUGCUAAUAACAUUUUGUGUACUGAUUGUAUAAAUUGUGUGUUAAGUAUCGACUGUGAAAUAUGUGACAAGUUUGAAUUCAAAGAUUGCCCAAAUUUCACUUUCAACUUUUUGAAUACAAAUAACAAAAAUUUGAAUAUCAAAAUUGCAAACUCAAGUGGUGCAAAAAUAUCAUCAGAAAACGACUGCAUCGAGUCACUUCUUCUUUACAACAAUACAAAAUUUGAUAUUGCAAAAAACACAAAAAUAGAAAAAUUGGUCAUUUCAAAUUCAACACUUCAAAAUACAACAAAUGUAAAAGCCACAGAAGUCGUCUUUGAAACAAUUUCUAAAUUUGUUCAUUUGGAUUUCACAAAUACAAAACGUGUGUUAUUAUUUAAUACCGAAAAUUUGAUCUUCCCAAACACAUUUGAAAAUUGCGAAAUUUUUAAAAUCGAGUUUUGCAGAAAUUGUGAAUUUGUUUUUGAAAAUUCUAAAAUGAAAUUUUUAAAAAUUGUUUCAUCACAGGAAGUCGAUUUUAAAGGCAAUUUUAAUUUACUUGAAAAAAUUGAAAGUUUGGACUCGACAUACACAUUCCCACAAAAUUUCGAAUAUUCAAAACACCCCAUUUGUCCAAUUGAAAACAAUGAAAUUGAGACUUUUGAAUUUUAUACAUCAGAUAAGUACGAAAUGCUUAAAGAAAAGUGCUUAUCAGAUAAAAUCCCUAAUCCACAACAAAACAGGAAAAUUAUUAAUUUAAACGGAUUUAAAGCUCAAAAAGGUCUUUAUGUAAAUUUAUCAGAGAAAAAACAAAGUAAACAACGCCGAAACGUGUUUGGCGCUGUUAUCGAUGAGCACCAACAGAGUUUAAAUAAAAAUCCGUCACUUCCGUCAAGUGUUACAAACAAAGAAAUUUCAAUUACAAGUCGAAAUGUCAUUAUUAACAAUUGUAUAUGUGACACACUCAUAAUCGAACAAAAAAUGGAUUUUAUCCCAAAUUUGAAACUAAAUAAUUUUAUUGGCAAAUGUCCGGACUUUUCUAUAUACACUUUUGGAAGAAUAGAAAUGGAGAAGUGCCAUUUUGUUUCUUGUGUAAAAUUUGGAGUUAAAGAUCCGACCAUCAAUGUGGUCGAACUUUAUAUAAGACAAUGCAAGAACUUCAGAAUUGGGUUGAUGAGUAAAACUAAAAUAGUCGACAUUGUCGAGUCUGAAGGAUUUAUGACGUUUUCAGCAAGUAUUGGAUUGUACAACAGAGUGACCUUCGUACGGUCUCAAAUAGUAAUUUUAGAUAAUGCCGGAGUUGUUGGAAGUAUAAAAGAGUUGUGUUUGGACUCCACAGAGUGUCCCACUUUAUUUGAGCAAAAGUGUGUGAACUAUUACGUGAUGAAAAAUGUCGACAACGUCGAUCAUGAAUUGUCUAUAGGUGCAAAAUCAUCACUUUUUGAAAACUGCACUAAUUUUGUCGUUGUUUUAAUAAAUGAUACAGCGAAAGUCGUCUUGAAAAAGUGCAAAAAUUGUUUUGUGUUGUCAAAACAACGAGAAAAUGUCGAACAAACUGAAUGCGAAAACAUUGACGUCUUUAAUGAUUAUGAAACCUUGAAACAAAGACUAAAUCAAAAAAGAGUUGCUAACAAUCCUCAACAACACGAUAUAUUAGCGUUUCGACAAGGUUAUAAUCAAAACCCUAAUUAUGCUUUAGGGUUUAAUUAA
This is a messenger RNA of Entamoeba invadens IP1, 2436 nucleotides long. RefSeq lists its product as hypothetical. The transcript has a single exon. NCBI's taxonomy places the organism in Eukaryota, Evosea, Mastigamoebida, Endamoebidae. The record is from RefSeq and is a predicted model, not a curated record. The coding region runs from base 1 to 2436 and encodes 811 amino acids.